CCUCGACUUCCGUCUACGUCAGUCACUCUCACAACAGGGACUAUGGCGGCCAGCUCAGACAGGAAUCCUCCUCCUUUCCCCGCAGCUGAGGAGCCAGAAGCUGGACUGUGUGACAUGGCAGAUGGAGACAGCGACGAGGGAGAGGACAUCUUCGUUAGUAACAGUAACCCUGUGGCUGUGAGUCGAGGAGUUUCUCAGCCGGACCAUGUCAGUGAAGAGCCUCCAGAUUUGUUCAGUGAGGAGGAGACCAUCAACACAACUGCCAAAUCCAACGGAGUUCACUCUGAUGAUGACAACGACCUGUUUGGUGAGGCACAUGUGGAGCUGAGCACAGACAAGCCUGGUAGCUCUGGUAGGAAGGAGCUCUCCGCCUCUUCUGGCCCUCGUCCUGCCUCCUCGUUCGCUCAGAGCCCUGCAUCCAUGGAGCCCACCUCCUUGGAGCAGUUGGAGGAGGAAGAAGCUAAGGACAGUUUUGAUGUGGAUGUUGCUGUCACCAACCCUGAGAAAAUUGGAGACGGCAUGAACGCAUAUGUGGCCUACAAAGUAUCCACCAGGACUUCCUUGCCCAUGUUCAGGAGUAAGACCUUCUCUGUGAGGAGGCGUUUCAGUGACUUCCUGGGUCUUUAUGAGAAGCUGUCUGUCAAGCAAUCGCUCCAUGGCUGCGUCAUUCCACCACCACCUGAGAAAAGCGUUGUAGGAAUGACCAAGGUGAAGGUGGGAAUGGACGACCCAUCGUCAGUAGAGUUUGUGGAGAGAAGGAGAGCAGCUCUGGAGAGAUAUCUUCAGAGAGUGGUGUCUCAUCCAUCGUUACUGCAAGAUCCUGAUGUCCGUGAAUUCUUGGAGAGAGACGAUCUACCCAGGGCAGUGAACACCCAGGCGCUGAGUGGAGCUGGUUUCCUCAAGAUGAUCAAUAAGGCAUCAGAUGCUGUCAACAAGAUGACCAUCAAGAUGAAUGAGUCUGACACUUGGUUUGAGGACAAGUUUCAGGAGGUGGAGAAUGAGGAGCAGCAGUUGAGAAAGCUUCAUGCCGUGGUCGACUCCCUGGUUAAUCACAGGAAGGAGCUGUGUGGGAACACAGCAGUAUUUGCCAAAAGUAUGGCCAUGUUGGGAAACUCUGAGGACAACACAGCCCUGUCACGGGCCCUGUCCCAGCUGGCAGAGGUGGAGGACAAGAUGGAGCAGCUGCAUCAGGAGCAGGCAGCCAGUGACUUCUUCAUCUUUGCAGAGCUGCUGGCUGACUACAUCCGCUUGCUGGGUGCUGUGCGGGGCUGUUUUGACCAGCGCAUGCGGGCGUGGCAACGAUGGCAGGAGGCUCAGAGCACACUCCAGAAGAAGAGAGAGGCCGAGGCCAAGCUGCUGUGGGCCAACAAGCCGGAUAAACUGCAGCAGGCCAAAGAGGAGAUCGCUGAGUGGGAGGCGAGAGUUACUCAGUACGAGAGAGACUUUGACAGGAUUGGCAUGACUGUACGCAAGGAGGUUCUUAGAUUUGAGAAAGAAAAAGCCAAGGAUUUCAAGAGCCAGAUAAUCAAAUAUUUGGAGGCAAUGCUGCAGUCUCAACAACGGCUCAUAAAGUUUUGGGAGGCAUUCCUGCCUGAGGCAAAGGCAAUAGCUUAAUGAAGAGAGAGACUUUUCAAAGACCCCGACUGCCUUUUUUGAACACUUUACCUCUUGACCUGAAACUGAGAGGACAAUUUUGAGACACACAAGAAACUUCCAUCCAUUUUUUUUUCUUUUGUCUUUUUAAUCAUAGUGUAUUCUCUUAUCUUGUACAGUUCUUUGAUAUAAUAAGCUGCCACAUUUACAUAACAUUUCUUUUUCUUUGUUUAUGGCUUAAAGAUGGUAUAAAGCAGGCAUCCAGCAGAGGUUAACCUGGCCGUAGUAUUUGUAAAACCCAUUGUCAGUGGGAUAUAUAUUUAUGUUUCUCGCUUAAACCAGUAUAUUAAAGAGUUAACACAGAGGUACUGCCCUAGAGUAACAUUGUCUAUAGUUUACAUUAGAAGAUAGACGUAUGUAAGUCAUUCCAGUCUCUAACAUCUUAUGUUGAUGGAUGCAUGUCAGAUAAUGUUUUGAUGCACUAAAAUGUAUUGUACAGUUGGAAAAGCUCUUUUGUUUUUUUCUAAUAAAAUACCACUAUUAAUGACUGAGGUCAUUUACCAGGAGUAUUCACACAUUGUUACAGUGUAUCACACAGUGCAUAUUAGAUCAUAGAAACCAUAUUAAAACUGAGAUUUGACAAGGUUACAGGCUUGUCAGAGUUGUUACAAAGUGAUGAUAGAAAUUUAAGGUUACAGUGAGUGCAGGUUGAGAAAAUGCACUCACUGCUUUGUUGGUAUUUUCUACAAUGAUGUAUUUGCUAGAGUCAUGUUUAUUGUAUUAAUCAGUUUCUUCCACAACAGUUUUAAGUACUUAUAUUUUUGUGUCAGAGAUCGAGGCCCAGAGGAACUCAUGUGGAACUGCUGCAGAGAUUGUUUACCGACCAUGUAAAUGACUCUUCACAUGUAUUUACACAUGUAUAGUACUUGAAUUGAAUCAUACAACCUCUGUCAGAUAUUAUUUGUAACCACACAUUUUUUGAUAAAUUGGUUUAAUGAUGACAGAAAGGCACAGACAUUCAAGUGAUACGGUCCCUUAUUUUCAUAUUCAGCAUUUGUAAGUGUAUUUCUGUCAUGUCACAUUUACGUAAGAAUGUGCUUUAUUUUUGUAACCACUUUGCAUUAGUGAACACAUUUUCCUGGAAAUGCUAUACAGGUAGAUGUACAAAAUAAAAUAUGAUUGGUUAAA
Molecule: messenger RNA, 2781 nt
Organism: Lates calcarifer (barramundi perch)
Lineage: Eukaryota; Metazoa; Chordata; Actinopteri; Centropomidae
Product: sorting nexin-1
Exons: 15
Coding region: 43-1614 (523 amino acids)
Biological process (GO): intracellular protein transport; early endosome to Golgi transport
Cellular component (GO): endosome membrane; endosome
Molecular function (GO): phosphatidylinositol binding
Source: RefSeq, a predicted model, not a curated record